AUGAAAAUUACAUUCGCUGAUCCACAAAAUCGAAAUACUUUUAUUCAUACUGGUUUACAAGUGGAUUCAAUGCAUUUUAUAGCUGAAGCAGCAAAUCAAAACACCAAACCUGUGCAAUGCUAUAUAUGUUUGAAAUACAACCAUGUGGCAAAAUACUGCAAAAUGAAGCAACAGAUAUGUGCUCGAUGUGGUGAAAAUCAUCGCAUUGAACAAUGUACUGCUGCUAGUGAUGUAGUAAAAUGCUGUAAUUGUAAAGGUAGUCAUGUAGCAACAUCAAGUGAAUGUGCAACUUAUAAAGAACAGGAGAAAAGAAUUAACAAUUUAAUUAAUGAAUAUUCAGCUCCAAAUACACCAACAAAAACAGCUCCAGCCAUUCAUGACUUAAACGAAUUUCUAUCGCUACCAAACCUCUUACAACAUCAACAAGAACACAUUCAUAAUAAAUUAUUCGAUGAAAUUAUCAAUGUAUUAAGCAGCAAAAUGGAAAAGAUUAUCGAAGAAACAACCAGCCGACUAUUCCAGACGCUACUUAAGAAGAUGAAAAAGAUCGAAAACUUCAUCGAAACACACGACAACAACGUUAAAGGUGCCUUGAUUAUCUCGGAUUCUGAUUCAGAAGAAGAAAGUCAAGUAGUUAAAUACAUUAGAAACAAGCAAAAACAAAAGGUAGCAAUAACCAAAUUAACCACCUCAGCAGCUGAUACAUCAAGCAUACCAACAACAACUUCAAACGUAACUUCAACAAAACCACCACGAAAAGCUAAAGAAGGAUCAAAACCAACCAAAAGAAUUCGAACACCCAACAGCUCCUUAGAUGCAUCGACGUUUGAUAGCAAAGACCUCAAAACAAGCAACAACGAUGAUUAG
Messenger RNA from Rotaria sp. Silwood1, 867 nucleotides. NCBI's taxonomy places the organism in Eukaryota, Metazoa, Rotifera, Eurotatoria, Philodinida, Philodinidae. The record is from the annotation of a GenBank genome assembly.